Asterias rubens (European starfish) is the source of this 831-nucleotide messenger RNA. RefSeq lists its product as uncharacterized. Lineage: Eukaryota; Metazoa; Echinodermata; Asteroidea; Forcipulatida; Asteriidae. The coding region runs from base 1 to 495 and encodes 164 amino acids. The transcript has 5 exons. The record is from RefSeq and is a predicted model, not a curated record.
AUGGUUGCCCAGGUGUAUGGCAAUGAUUGCCCUGAUAAAUGGCAAUGGUUGCCAAGAUCAAUUGCAAUGGUUGCUCUUAUAACUAGCAAUGGUUGCCCAGAUGUCGGCAAUUGCUGCCAGGAUGUAUGGAUGGUCGCCCAGAUGUAUGGCAAUGUUGCCCAGAUUGCAGUUUUUGGUCAGAUAAAUGCGUGCCAUCCUUGGAUGAAUACACAAAGUGUUGGUGUCAGAGACCUGCAAGUGCCUACCAUCUACCCAGUCAUGCAUGUACCACCUACACAUCAUAGAAAUGCUUGUCUUUCUUGGAUGAAUACAAAAAGGAAUGGUGUCAGAGACCUGCAAGUGCCUGCCCCAUCAUCCAUCAACCAUCUACACAACAGAAAUGCGUGCCUUUCUUGGAUGAAUACACAAAGUAAUGGUGUCAGAGACCUGCAAGUGCCUGCCCUAUCAUCCAUCAACCAUCUACACAACAUAGAAAUGCGUGCCAUUCUCCAAUGAAUGCUCAUCCAAAGUGUUUGUGUCUGAGACCUACAAGUGCUUACCAUCUACCCGCUGUCUUCCCAUCCUGCACCUGUUUAGAUGUUUGAGGGUUACAAUAGAGGUAUUUAACAUCCCGGUGGUUACACUAACAUUAAAAAAGUGGGCUGUGUUUGCAGCACUUUUACAGACGGCACCCCUAUACGCCACAUGCCACAACAUUUUGGGGACUUCAUGCUGGCAUCAGCCUAACCCAAAUGAAUGGUUUUCCCUACAGAUUGAUAACAGACUUAAAAAAUAUAAACAAGUUUUGAUUAACAAUACCCCUUUUUAAAACUAUUUAAGUCAUUAAUUAAA